AUGGAUACUUCCCUCCAAUGCAUCAUCUGCCCUGGGCAGCCUCGAUUCUGUGAUAGCUCCCAUUUGUUGACCCACGUGGGCUCCAAGGCCCAUUUGUCCCAUUCAUUCAAUCUCACAGUCCGCAGCCACGAUGAGACCGAAGCCUCUGAACUUCUCGAGGAGUAUGAACUCUGGUCCAAAGAAAAUGACAUUCCCCGGCAGUUGGCUGAACGCAUGUCCAACAAACAAGCCCGCAACAAGAAGAGAAAUUCGGACGACAACAUCAACGAACCUCCAAAGAAACGUGCCAGUGACGCCUCCGUUUCAACACUUCCAGCUAAUUCAAUUUCUGAGUGCAUUGAUCCUCGCCUGACUGAUCCAUUCUUUGUCGAGCCUGAAGACACAAAGCAUGCUGUAUUUACACCAAUCAAUACCCCAAAGGGAUCGAAUACCAUUGCCAUGAGUGCACAAUCUUCCACUGGACCUUUCCUUCGCUCCGGUCGCUCUUCGAACGAUUGGCAAUCCAUGAGCACAUCACUCCUAGAGAACAGCGACUACCCUGCCCUGCCCAUGACACCAACUCAGCCCCGAAACCGACGAAAGCCUGAAGUUGCUUGGACCUCCAUUGGAGACACUUCUGAGCAUCUUGUGGAAUCUCUUCCUCACACAUCUGGUGGCGUUGUGGACAAGGCUCGUGCUGACGAAAUCGCAAGGCUGAAGGGCGUUCUCUGGCCUGGCAUGGAUAUUUUUGACUCUGCUACUCUCAAGAUGAAGCUCAAGCGCAACCAGAAGAAGGACGGUUCCUCGCUCAUGCGAAUGGAAUUGAGUUCACGGAAUGUGGCACCAGUUGAAAUGGUAUUUUCACCAUCUGGUGCCCUUCGAAAGCUCCGUGAGAUUACGGGCAAUGUUGAGUUGCACAGCCCAAUGAAAGGAGAGAGUCCGAUUCCGCGUCGUCACAUCAAAUACCCCAGAAAUCCCGCACCCAGAAAUCCCACAUUGGAACGAGCUGACCCCAACGUGCCCCGUGCCAUGGACAGGAAACGCGCGAAAAUAACUGCACAAAAAGUUGUCAAGAAUGCUUAUGAACCCUCUAAGAAAUCACGCAAACCCCCUCGUCGAUCUCAACGCCCCGUAAACCGCGUUUCAUCCUGCACCGGUGAGGAUGGUGAAAUGAGCCUUGCUGCCCACGCAUUUGGAAAGAGAUCACAGGGUGGCUUUAGCAUUUUCACAGAUGAAGAUGAUCAUAAAUACUCCACCAAGGACGAAGAGCAACACUAUGCUACAUAUCUUGAUACACUGACUCCCAAGCGUCUUGUUUUGGACGGAAAGUCAAACGCCUUUGGCAUGCAUGGCUCGAAGAUUGGGAUGGAGACAACUACACUUGACAAAGAGAAUAUUGAGCCUAUUUUGAACCCCCAUGGCCGCAUUGGUCCUCGCGACUGGCACUCCCCAUUUUCCAAGCCCACAACCAUCAACAAAGGUGACAUCUCCCCCGGAUUUUUCUUUGAUGAGUCAGUGCUUGACACAUACUAUGACUUCAACAAGAACGGAUACAAUGCAAACCCCCUGCUCGCCCCUGCUCAAGGCCCCAGCAAUGAUUCAUAUGACCAGAGCCACAUUAACCAGACCAACUGGCAAUCAAUGGGCCACCCUGUCUCAUCCGAGGAGACCAUCUCCGAGGGAGAUCAAAACGACUUCUCUCUCAUCUAUCUCCCCAACAACACUGACUAG
Molecule: messenger RNA, 1710 nt
Organism: Penicillium nucicola
Lineage: Eukaryota; Fungi; Ascomycota; Eurotiomycetes; Eurotiales; Aspergillaceae
Exons: 1
Coding region: 1-1710 (569 amino acids)
Source: RefSeq, a predicted model, not a curated record